Bradysia coprophila is the source of this 972-nucleotide messenger RNA. Its product is annotated as integumentary mucin C.1-like. The record is from RefSeq and is a predicted model, not a curated record. Lineage: Eukaryota; Metazoa; Arthropoda; Insecta; Diptera; Sciaridae.
CCUACUGCUACACCAAUUUCCUGUAAGGCAGGCUACAUUUUCAACUCCAAAACUUACACAUGCGAUAGAGGCACGCCUAGAAUCGAUCAUGCGUCCAGGAGAAUCUGUCAGAAAAUCAGUUGCGACAAUAAACCUAAUGGCUACAUUUUGUUUCCGGCCAAUCCAGCAUAUUAUGCAUACUGUGGCAGUGGAUCCAUGCUCUUAUACAAAUGUGAAGAUGUUGAAAAUCAAAUUUACGACAUUUCUUCGAAAAAGUGUGUAUUCAGUUGCAGAGCCGCGGGAUACUUCUCUGACCCUUCCAACUGUACAAUUUACUAUCUUUGCAAAAAAUUUAUUAAUACGUUUACCAUAUCAACACUGUAUUGUGCAGAGGGUCACUACUUUGACGGAACAAAGUGUGUUAUUGGAAUGAAUUGCGGUACUACUACCACUUCUCCAACAAUUCCGACUCCAGAUUCUUCAACAUUUCCUAUUACUACGACAGAAGAACCUACCACAACGGUGACGGAAGAACCUACCACAACGGUGACGGAAGAACCUACCACAACAAUGACUGAAGAACCUUCCACAACAUUGACGGAAGAACCUAGCACAACAAUGACGGAAGAACCUAGCACAACAAUGACGGAAGAACCCACCUCAACGAUGACGGAAGAACCCACCUCAACGAUGACGGAAGAACCCGCCUCAACGAUGACGGAAGAACCCACCUCAACGAUGACGGAAGAACCAACCUCAACGAUGACAGAAGAAUCUACCACAGCGACGACCGAAGAAUCUACAACUACUCCUUUAGAGUCUACGACAGUUUCAACGGAUUACCCUACUGAUACACCAAGUUUGACGACGUCCAUUAAAUUCAAAGAUUCAAUAACGGAAAAACCAUUUCAUCCACUUUGGGUACAUAAAGGGAAAUACAGUUAUCGUUUGGGAAAGAAUUUACAAUCAGGUAGUAGACCAGAGUUUUUGUAA